Penicillium mononematosum is the source of this 1599-nucleotide messenger RNA. Its product is annotated as tRNA modification GTPase. Gene Ontology annotation, molecular function: protein binding; GTPase activity; GTP binding. Gene Ontology annotation, biological process: tRNA wobble uridine modification; tRNA methylation. Gene Ontology annotation, cellular component: mitochondrion; cytoplasm. Lineage: Eukaryota; Fungi; Ascomycota; Eurotiomycetes; Eurotiales; Aspergillaceae. The transcript has 4 exons. The coding region runs from base 1 to 1599 and encodes 532 amino acids. The record is from RefSeq and is a predicted model, not a curated record.
AUGCUAGACGGAGAUUCUACAAUAUAUGCGCUCUCUACUGCAAUUGGGCGAGCAGCCAUUGCAGUUGUGCGCGUAUCGGGUCCGGCCUGUGCCUUAAUAUACAAAAGUCUCUGUCCAAAGCACCCCCUUCCAAAACCGCGCUAUGCAGUCCUCCGCACUCUCUACGACCCAACGCAACCCCCAACCCCAAAUACAAUCCUCGACGCCGGCGCUCUAGUCCUCUACUUCCCCUCCCCACGAACCGCAACAGGCGAGGACAUCCUCGAACUCCACAUCCACGGCGGACCAGCAAUAACAAAAGCCGUCCUUUCAGCAAUCGCACAGACAAACACCCCUGAGCAAACAGUGCGCUACGCCGAACCAGGCGAAUUCACCCGCCGCGCCUUCAUGAACGACCGCCUCAGCCUACCUCAGAUCGAAGCCCUCGGCGACACACUCUCCGCCGACACCGAGCAGCAAAGAAGACUAGCCGUGCGCGGCUCGAGUGACGCAUUGCUGAACCGGUACGAGCGGUGGCGGCAGGGUUUGCUGUAUGCGCGCGGUGAGCUGGAGGCGCUGAUUGAUUUCUCCGAAGACCAACAUUUCGACGAGUCGACUGAGGAGCUUGUUUCGUCUGUUGCGACGCAGUUGCUUAGGAAUGGGAUUCGGGUUGCGCUGUUGGGUGCGCCGAAUGCGGGGAAGAGUUCGUUGCUUAAUAGGGUUGUUGGGAAGGAGGCUGCUAUUGUUAGUACCGAGCAGGGGACUACGAGGGAUAUUGUUGAUGUUGGGGUUGAUCUUGGCGGGUGGUAUUGUAAGCUCGGGGAUAUGGCGGGGAUUCGGGCUGAGGGGUCUGGUGAUGGUGAGAGGGUUGUUAUUGGGGCUGUUGAGAAAGAGGGCAUUCGCCGGGCUAGAGAGAGGGCUUUGGAGUCCGAUGUUGUUAUUGUGGUUGUUUCGCUGGAAGACACUGCCACUGGCGUCCGGCUAUUCGUUGAGCCGGAGGUUCUUGAUGCAGUUAAUGACUGUGUUGAGGCGGGCAAGUGUCUCGUUGUCGCUAUCAACAAGUGUGACAAGCUACACACGACUUUGGAAAAUGGUGUGCCGCAGUCAUUGUCCGAUACGAUCCACGACAUCUUCCCUUCGGUCCCGGCAGACCGGGUGUUCGCCAUUUCCUGCGAGGAAGCCAAGCGGGGAGCAUCUUCUCUCAAUACGACUACAGACCCGGGUAAUCUACAGGUCUUUCUACGUGGACUAAUUACCACUUUUGAGCAGAUUGCCUCGCCCCUUGGCGUGGAUGGAGAUGGAGGUCAAUAUGAUCUUUCGUAUUGGGAAGAUUCUCUAGGUGUCACGCACCGCCAAAGCUCUAAUCUACAAAUAUGUCUCGAUCAUCUAGACGAUUUCCUGUCUCAAGCCUCUUCUGCUGAACGCCCUGAUGAUUCCUCGCGCGAAAAAGAACUCGGGUCUCUUGAUUCUCAUGCUGAAUCUGAAGUCGAUAUCGUCACUGCUGCGGAACAUCUGCGCUUUGCGGCUGACAUGCUGGCCAAAAUCACAGGAAAAGGCGAGAGUGGAGAUGUCGAGGAUGUGUUGGGAGUUGUCUUUGAGAAAUUCUGUGUCGGCAAGUGA